Molecule: messenger RNA, 1839 nt
Organism: Monomorium pharaonis (pharaoh ant)
Lineage: Eukaryota; Metazoa; Arthropoda; Insecta; Hymenoptera; Formicidae
Gene: Josd
Product: josephin-2
Exons: 4
Coding region: 285-989 (234 amino acids)
Biological process (GO): protein deubiquitination
Molecular function (GO): cysteine-type deubiquitinase activity
Source: RefSeq, a predicted model, not a curated record
UCUUCUGGACACCGUUUUCUAUACACAAACUGUAGGCAAUUGCCAGUCCAUAUCUAUAAGGUCUAUGGCUACACUCUGACUCUGUGUUACUGACUUUUGUACACAUAGCACAGAACGAAACCAAAAUUGUGCACAUGUUACCUGCUCGCCCAAUUGUGCACAUUAGUUACGUAGUUCGUGUAUGUACAUCAGAGCAAUCAGGGAUUCAGAGCCUAAGUAAUCUCGAAAAGUUGGCAUAUUAAUCUUCUUUUGUACGGACGACGUGAAGAAAUUAUGUAGUUGCGAUGGUUGCGAGUACAGCGACUAAUAUGACUGGAUCUAUAUAUCAUGAACGACAGGUGAAGGAGCUGUGUGCAUUACAUGCAUUAAACAACUUGUUUCAAGAGCGGGGAUUUAGCAAGCAAGAAUUAGAUCAAAUUUGUUAUAGUUUGAGUCCUGAUGUUUGGAUUAAUCCUCAUAAAUCUUUAUUAGGACUUGGCAACUAUGACAUUAAUGUUAUUAUGGCUGCUCUCCAAAGAAGAGGACGUGAAGCGGUAUGGUUCGACAAACGUAGGGAUCCUAAAUGUCUUUGUUUAGACAACAUCGAGGGUUUUAUACUUAACGUCCCAACUGAAUACAAAAUAGGUUUUGUGUUAUUACCUUUAAAACGACGUCAUUGGAUUGCUCUGAAAAAGAUACAUGGUGCCUUUUAUAAUCUCGAUUCAAAACUGGACUCGCCACAAUUGAUAGGAAAGGACAACGAUUUAUUCAUAUAUCUAAAGGAUCAGAUAGAUAGUAAGGAAAAGGAAUUAUUCCUUGUUGUUUCUAGAGAAAUUGAUAACAAUCAAGGAUGGUUAAUAGACACAUGUGAAAAUAAAGAUGACAAUAACAUCGAUCAUGAUUCUAUUAGGUAUAUCGAGGAUGGAUAUCCAGAUAUAGAUUUGAAAAAAUCCGAGUCUAAGGAAAUGAACGAAAAUGAGGAAUUCUUAGAUAAUAAAAAUUCUAGAUAAUUGAGGCUACACGCACCACACUUCACUCAAUUAUUUAUUUAUUCAUUCCAUUGUUGUAAAUUUAAAGCAGAGUAAUUGUAAAUUGUUGCAAAAAAGGCUUGAAUUUAUAAGACCGAGAAAAAGGACAAAGAGAUAAUGAAAAUUAUGCAUAAUAAAUGUUUCACUCAGUAUUUUUCGCAAUGAUACUUUUAUUCAUGUCUGUGUUGGCACAAACACAGUGAUAUUUUUAUUUAUUUAUUUUUAUAUUUUAUUAGAAAAGAACUAUAUUCGUAUAUUGUGUAUAUUACAUACCAUUUAUGUAAUGAUACAUGUGUAAUAACGCAUUUUAAGAUAUGACAUAUGUAAGAUAUAUAGUAUUGUACUUGAAAGGAAGAUAUUGCUUUAUUAAAAGUUAAUGUGUAUAAGGACUCGUAUUUAAAGAAUAGCUACUCAUAUAAAAGGGUAUUUAUGUGUAUCUACCGUGAUAUUAUUUAUAUGUGAUAAUCAUAUUCGUCAUUUUAAAAAGCUUGUAUAAAUAAACACACUUGUAAUACGAAAUUGUUAUGAUACAUUUUAGAUACUAUCAUAACUUUUACACAAUGUACUUGUAAUUUGUUUUAUUAUGUAGUUUAUUAUGUAUAUAUAAAAUGAUAUUAAUGAUAUUAGACAUUUAUAUAAGAGCAUAAAAUUUAUUAUAUAAUGUGUUAGCAUAUAUUUAAGUAUUUAUGGCUUUAAGUGGGCGUCAAAUAAACAAUAAUUAUUUAUUUUUAUUGUUGUACCGCAAGAAUAAAAAGUCAAACACACACACACAUAGCCAAUGUAAAUCUACUGUGCGAAAUAUUAUAUACACAUAUAUAUGUUUUAGAAGUAA